Vicia villosa (hairy vetch) is the source of this 594-nucleotide messenger RNA. RefSeq names its product NAC transcription factor 29-like. Gene Ontology annotation, molecular function: DNA binding. Lineage: Eukaryota; Viridiplantae; Streptophyta; Magnoliopsida; Fabales; Fabaceae. The coding region runs from base 1 to 594 and encodes 197 amino acids. The record is from RefSeq and is a predicted model, not a curated record. The transcript has 3 exons. Gene Ontology annotation, biological process: regulation of DNA-templated transcription.
AUGUAUUUUUUUACGCCAAGAAGCCAGAAAUAUGAAAAUGGACAAUGUCCUGAUCGAGUGGUUGAAAACCAUGGUUUUUGGAAAGCUACUGGAAAAGAAAAUGCAGUGAUGGAUAAUUAUAUUGAAAUUGGAUUCAAAAGAACAUUAGUGUUUUACAAUGGUAAACAAGGAAAGGCUAAAGAGUUGGAUGAUUAUCAGACAUUGCUUGUACGAUUUCUGAACAUUAAUCCUCAGUAUACUUUGAGACCGGGUGAGCCGCUUCAUUCAGAUGUGAACUUUAUAUUUGGAGUGAAGUCAUUGGCGGAAAGGGGUCUAACAGAACUCUAUAUCAAACAACAAGAAACCGUAAGACAAUUGGCGGUAAAUGAGACGAGACGCGAGGCGGCGGAACAUGAGGCGGCUUUGAAGACCCAAAUGGAGGCAAUGCAGAGCAAGUAUCAGCGGCAAAUGAAGGUCAUGGUGAAGAGGCAAUAUGAUAUGAAGGCGCAAAUGCGGCAAUUUAUGCAAUCGUUUGGUGGAAACCAAAACGUGGGUAGUUAUGCGCCGACGGAUCAAGAGAACGAAAAUGAUGAUAACUUUCUCGACCCUGACUGA